This is a messenger RNA of Knipowitschia caucasica, 1491 nucleotides long. The record is from the annotation of a GenBank genome assembly. NCBI's taxonomy places the organism in Eukaryota, Metazoa, Chordata, Actinopteri, Gobiiformes, Gobiidae.
AUGCUUGCCUUGUACCUGAGCCUGGCCAGGCCCCCAGCCCCGGCGACCACCGGCCGCCGGCAGCGACAGCCCGCGCAGCCGACUGGCCCCCCCUCGUCUGACGGAGCUCCCCCCGGCCCCCCCCGCCCGGGGUCGCCCCCACGCCCCCGGCCCCAACCGCCACGGGCCCGCCUGCCGCGCGCGUCCCCACCCCCCGUGCUUGAGCGACCCCCGGCCCCCCCGUCCCCCCGGCCCCGUCGGCCCCCUGGUCCACACCGGGGCGCCCGAUCGCGCUACCCCCUCGUCCCCUCCGCGCUGUCAAGCAUGCAGGGUGCCUCCCACCCCCGGGCCCCCUCCGCUACGCUUGGGGGGUGCCGCCGCUCGCGCCAUCGCCCCCGCCACACCUACCCCGGCCGCGCCGGGCGCUCGACUCCCGACCCCCACCAAGCACUCAACCAGCGCCGGCCAGCCCCGGUCAGUCCAACGCACAGAACACGCGGGGGGACGACGCGCCCCGUCGCCCCACCGGGGGUGGGGGUGGGAGUCACCCACCCACAGGCGCCUGCACAAAACUGGCGCCCCAGUCACACCCGACCCUCCCGCGCAGGGCGCCACCACUUGUCCCACCCCCCCGCGAAGCCGGCCGCGCCCCCCGUCCGCGCCCAGCGCCCCCGCGCCCCCCCCUCACAGCCCGCCCCCGGGGGUGUGUGGUUGGGGGCUCUGUCCACCCCCUCCGGCGUCACGGGACGGGCCCAACAAGGGUGCGCGGGGCCCCGGCGUCCCGGGGCCCCCCCUUUCCGGCCCCCUCCCCCCCGGCCUGAACGCCUCUCCGCCCUCCGGGGGGUGGAGGGGGCCCCGACGGCCGCCCGGUCGCCCACGCGGGGACAACAAGAGCGUAUCCCCGCGCCCCGUCUCCGGGGCCCCCGGCACCGACCCCACCCACGCGGCCCGGGCGCAUGGCCCACCGUGAACCCACCACCCCCCCGCGGCGGGACGCACAACCCAAGGUCGCACCGGGGCCCCCAAGGGGGGGUGGCAGGCGGCUGCUCCUCGCAUGCAUCCCCCGCCGUCCCGACGGGCCGCGCCGCCCCACGCCGGGCCUGGGCUCCGCCCCCCCCUGCGCCCGUUCCCCCCGUUCCGGCGGUCCCGUGGCCACCCCACCCGCCCUUCCCCCCGUUCCCCCUGUCGCCACCUGUCCCGCUCUCCCCUCCGCCCCCCCUAUCGUCCGGGCGCUCCCUGCCCGUGCACUCCCCGGGUGGUCCCGCCGCCGUGGUGGCUUGCCCCCCCCCCCGGCUAGGCCACUGGGCUAGCCUGGGGGGGGGGGGGGGGGGGGGUUGUCACACCCGCGGGCCGCCAGUGGCACCCCGACCCCGCCGCUUUCGGCCCCAGCCGGCCCACCCCCGGGGCGGGCAGCGGCCGGCGCCGCUGCAUGGCCCUCGACGCCGCGUUCCCGUUUCAACCCCGCACCCGCCGCGCCGCCCGCCCCCCGCCCCGAGGUGGCAAAAAACCUAA